AUGACAUCUUUCGAAAACAAGACCGUAAUCGUAACCGGCUGCAGCAGCGGCAUCGGCCUACAAACUACCCUCGUCUUUCUCUCGCACAAGGCGCGCGUCUUCGGCAUCGACAUCGCACCCUUCACGCAGACACUUGACGCCACACAGUCCACAAACUUCACCUUCCACCAAGCCAACCUCUGCGGGCCCAACGCAGCCGAGGAUGCCAUAGCCGCCUGCAUCGCAAAGUACGGGCCGAAGAUUGAUGUUCUGGCCAAUGUGGCGGGGGUACUUGACAAUCUCGGAAGCGCGGAUACUGUGGAAGAUCAGGAGUGGGACCGGGUGCUCGCCAUCAAUCUGACGGUGCCGGUCCGGAUGAUGAGAGCCGUGCUUCCGAGUAUGAAGCAGCAUCGAGCCGGGUCUAUUGUGAAUGUGGGCAGUAUGGCGAGCAUGUCUGGUGCUACAGCUGGUGUUGCGUACACGGCUUCCAAACACGGUACAGUCGGUGCAACGAAGAAUGUUGCAUGGCGGUUCCAAAAGGAGGGUAUCAGGUGCAAUGCUGUGAUUCCGGGUGGUGUUCCUACCAACAUUCAUAAUAGCAUGCAGGCGGACAAGAUAGACCAAGCUGCGUUCCAACGGUGGAAGAUAUUGUGGGACGCAGUUAAAGAUCAUACUAACGAAGAUGAACAUGUGAUCACUACGGAUGAUAUCGCGGAAGGCAUUGUGUUUUUGGCAUCAGAUCAAGCGAGGAGUAUUAGUGGCACGCUUCUGCCGAUUGAUAACGCUUGGUCGGCGGUAUAACUUGGUAGAGCAAGGCCAGUCUAAUUCGUAGUUGAAUUAUGUGUAGUAGUAGUAGUAGUAGUAGUAUCCAUUAACGUCCUUUUUCAGUCAGAGACUAUGUAGGACGGUGGCCUAGGGCCGUUUGACUAGUUUUUUCCCUCUAUACCCGUAGGAUUUCGUUUCUUUGGUCGAGUUUGACUAUGGGGGUUUGGGUUUUUUGCUUCUAUACAGGAAAGAGAGAGAGACCUUGUAAUAGACACCCGUUUAUCUCCACCUUUGUGACCAAUCCCUUUGCUAUAAUAACCCCGUGCUCCUAAGACUGAAAAAAACCUCGUAGGGGAAAAAGUCAUGGGACCUUGAACGUUUGUUGUAUAUAGCGGCAGUUGCGGCAUAUUUUCGUCUCGGCGGUACUUUGUGGCUCGGUUGUACGGCGGCGGCUAGCGUUAAGCGUGCGGGGUAUUGGUGAAAAACUUUCCAGGUUUCGAAAGGAGCCGUUCGAUGUUUUUUGGUAAAGCUAGAAUAAUAGAAUUAUUAUAGCGGUGAGGGGAGAAGGAUUCGAACCUUCAACCUCUGCGAGCAAGCUAGCAGAAGCAACCAGGCGCACUACCACUGCGCCAUCCCCCC
Molecule: messenger RNA, 1383 nt
Organism: Pyrenophora tritici-repentis Pt-1C-BFP
Lineage: Eukaryota; Fungi; Ascomycota; Dothideomycetes; Pleosporales; Pleosporaceae
Product: FabG, Dehydrogenase with different specificities (related to short-chain alcohol dehydrogenase)
Molecular function (GO): oxidoreductase activity
Source: RefSeq, a predicted model, not a curated record